Messenger RNA from Hibiscus syriacus, 1004 nucleotides. RefSeq names its product cytokinin riboside 5'-monophosphate phosphoribohydrolase LOG3-like. The transcript has 7 exons. The record is from RefSeq and is a predicted model, not a curated record. Gene Ontology annotation, cellular component: nucleus; cytosol. Gene Ontology annotation, molecular function: hydrolase activity, hydrolyzing N-glycosyl compounds. Gene Ontology annotation, biological process: cytokinin biosynthetic process. The coding region runs from base 185 to 841 and encodes 218 amino acids. NCBI's taxonomy places the organism in Eukaryota, Viridiplantae, Streptophyta, Magnoliopsida, Malvales, Malvaceae.
GUAGUAGUCAAGCAAGAAAAUAUUAAGCUUCUUUGCAUUGUUUUCACCAUUGGUAUAGGUAUUGCUUAGGAAGCAAAGAGACAGUACUAGAAAGUGAUUCUUGCAUUACUUUACCUCCCCCUCCCCCUUGUAGUUUCGUAAGAAUCCAAAGUAUACAUCAACAAAGAAGCUUGUUAUAUAGUUAAUGGAGAUGGAGAGUGAAACACAGCAGUCAAAAUUUAGGAGGGUUUGUGUAUUUUGUGGAAGUAGCCAAGGCAAGAAGAGUAGCUACCAAGAUGCUGCUAUAGAGCUUGGCAGAGAAUUGGUUUCAAGGAACAUUGAUCUGGUCUAUGGAGGAGGAAGCAUAGGUUUGAUGGGAUUGGUUUCACAAGCUGUUCAUGAUGGUGGUCGCCAUGUCAUUGGAGUUAUUCCCAAGACGCUCAUGCCUCGAGAGUUAACUGGUGAAACAGUAGGGGAAGUGAAGGCUGUUGCAGAUAUGCAUCAAAGGAAGGCAGAGAUGGCUAAGCAUUCAGAUGCUUUUAUUGCCUUACCAGGUGGAUAUGGAACUCUUGAAGAAUUGCUUGAAGUGAUUACUUGGGCUCAGCUAGGAAUACAUGAUAAACCAGUUGGCUUACUGAAUGUUGAUGGAUACUAUAACUCGUUACUUUCGUUCAUCGAUAAAGCCGUGGAAGAGGGAUUUAUUAGUCCGAGUGCACGCCAAAUCAUUGUUUCUGCACCCACGGCUAAAGAAUUAGUAAAGCAAUUGGAGGAAUAUGUGCCCUGCCAUGAAAGUGUUGCUUCAAAGUUGAGUUGGGAGAUGGAGCAAUUUGGCUACUCUCAAUCAUAUAACUUGUCCAGGUAGUGUUUGGAGGGAGGUGCAUGAAGGAGAAGGUAUAUAUGGAAAUCGUUAAGGCUCUUGGGAAAAAAGACUUGAAAUUUUACUUCAAUGGGGGGAACUCUAUUUUUGUUUGUAAAUCACUGCCAUUGACAUCAAUAUAUGAAAGUUAAGAACCUUCUCUUUUUAC